This is a messenger RNA of Mya arenaria, 2003 nucleotides long. RefSeq lists its product as uncharacterized. The transcript is spliced from 3 exons. NCBI's taxonomy places the organism in Eukaryota, Metazoa, Mollusca, Bivalvia, Myida, Myidae. The coding region runs from base 249 to 746 and encodes 165 amino acids. The record is from RefSeq and is a predicted model, not a curated record.
UGAAUGAUGCUACUGUUGAUGAGAUAUAAAUUUUCUCAAAGUUCUUGCAUCCUCGAUAACUUAUAUCACCAGGACAUCUUUUGUCAUGAUUCCAAACUCCACAUGUGCGAGACUUCAUGUGUUUGUUGAAUGUUUCUCAUGAAUCCCUGAGUUUUGUCAUAAUUGAUUUGCCCAGGAACAAGAUAUAUAAUUCAGUGUUUGGAUAUAUGCUACAUAAACUAGUGAUGUAGCAGCUCGCAUGAUCGUCAAUGGAGAAUGGAAUCAUCCCGCUGCGACACGGAAGUUUACCCGGGACUCUGCGGUUACCAAGGAGAUACGAACACUGCACACAAAAAAUGUCAUCCAUUGGGCCUGCGUCGAACGAAAACGAGACAGAGCGUAUGCAUGACCUGAUGAAGGCCGUCAUGUGGGUUAAGCAGGAACUGGUUUUACUGCGGCAGCACGACAUUCUCCUAAAACGGCAGUUCUCUGAUAUUCAUGACACAAUUAAAAGCAUGUGUAAGUCGCGCCGCUACAAGGACGCCGUGUGCACGAGUAACACAAGCCUCCAGUCGACCGGGAGUACCGAGUUCGGGAUGGACAACUACUCGGUGAGGUCAGCCUCCAGUGUCACUGCCCUUGACGACUCGGACGAAGAAGAGGACGAACACUGCGAACUCUUGUUCCGUCCAAGAACUUCAUCCAUGAAAACAACGCGAGAUCUCGCCGCUCUCGCGAGAAGGCGUGGCAGCAAGGAACUUAUUUAGUUAAUUCUUUUAACUGUAAUAUAUGUAUAUAUGUAUGCACAUGAGUAUAUUCCCAAAUACUGGUGUUUUUAAUAACUAAUUGGAUGAAUUAAAUAUAUCAUGUUACAUGAUUUGAGUGCAAUCCACUUCUAACAAUUAGUAUGCCCAAGUUUCAUGAAUAUUUUGUAAAGAUGUGCUUUCUGGAAGGAUGGAAAAAUGGAUAUUAAGUGCUCAUAGAGUGUAAUGCAUAACACAUAGUUCCGGGGGGGGGGGGUGUCGACAAAGUAAUGGCUGAAAUAUGAAACAUUUCCAUGAAAUUAUUAUUCAAUUGCUUGGAUCUCCGAUUGUGACUUUGCCUUUUCAGCUGACAGGAAACGUUAUGCCAUACGUUUGUGUGAUUGAAAUCCAUUUAAUAUAACUAUCAGUUUUAUAAUCGGAGACAUGGGUUUCAUACUAUGAGCUCCCAUUAUAUAGCACCGAAAUCGAGUGUGACAUUGAUCCUUGUACUGACAACACCAAUAUUAAGCGCAUACAAACAUUAAAUGGUGCCAUAUAAUUCUGUGAAGUUUGAUAUGAUGCCUUUUGACAGCAACAAUAUUGCUUAAAAUUGCUUUGGACUAGAUGUACCUCUAGAUGAGAACCCCGAGAUUAAAUCAUCAUGAUAUGCGCAACACACCUUUUCAUGCUGGUUUAAUAUUUUAAUAGGUUUGACUUAAAUCUCAUUAAAGGUGAUGUAGUUACUGCUAGGAAUAUGUGAACAUCUUAAAUGAUUUUUCUUAAUUAUGACGGCGUCAUUAUGAGUCACCAAGACUAUUGCAAUACACAGACGAGCUUACAAAAUAAGGCAUUAUAUCUUUUACUGUCUUAAUAAAGCAAGUGUUCUAUGAAUUAAGCAGAAGUAUAUGGUACUGAAUACCCUCAGUGAGGACAAUCAUGCUGUGUCUAAUGCAUACGAUGGAUCUUGAGUGCGUUGGCAGGUUCAGACAUGUGUUUUCGACAAGACACUCCAGAUAGUUAAUUACAAAAUCUAAAUCUGCAAUUCAGGCAAAUAUCAAUACACCUCUCCCUUCUCGUUAUUUAUAUAGCAUGCAUAUAAAAACUUGCCUUUAUGCUGUAUGUUUAUGAAGUGACUUCUGGCUAGUAACACACAGUCACCUGUUCGAAACAAGGGUUUCCUAUGGGCACUCUCUGCAGUUUUAAGACGGUGUGGUAUAUUUUUUGUAUGUAGAUCUGUGACUAUGGUGUAUCUGUAUUUCUUUGAAUGUAUGUUAUAUGUAG